This is a messenger RNA of Phycomyces blakesleeanus NRRL 1555(-), 960 nucleotides long. RefSeq lists its product as hypothetical. The record is from RefSeq and is a predicted model, not a curated record. The transcript has 3 exons. Bases 1 to 960 code for a protein of 319 amino acids. Lineage: Eukaryota; Fungi; Mucoromycota; Mucoromycetes; Mucorales; Phycomycetaceae.
AUGGCUAAUUCUACUGACAAACGUGAGACGAUCAUGCCUGAUGUUUUAAAAACGAAUACGUCUGUGAAUGCAAGGGCACUUAGUUUUGUAAACCAUUUAUCUGGAUGUCUACUCGAAUUGAAAGCGUUUGACCUAUCAAAGAACACUCUAGUCCAGAUUCUGCAUACGAUUCUGAUUGGUACUGCAAAAUACUUAAUCAAUGAAUUAGUGAAAGAAAUUCUCAAGCCGUACCCUGGCAAACUGAAGAGACUGGCCAAUGGUCUGAAGGAACAUAAUAUCUUAACUGGCCUUUCUCGCAAGUUUACCCAACUCUUGAGACACUCUGGAUCUUUUCUUGGUAGAGAUUUUAAGAUGCUGCUACAGACUCUUUCUGUUGUUCUCCUUAGAGACUUUUCCAAUGAUAAGAUAAUUGACCCAAUUUUACAGGUUGAAUCUAAAUUUGAAAAGUACAUCGUCCAGGUUAAAUAUGCAGUGAACUCAUUGAUUGUCAAACUUCAUGAAUUUGAUAUGGCAAAUGUUGAAAACCCGAAGCAUUUGCCCUUAUCUACCAAGCUAAAGACCCACAGUAUGACUCAUUUGACAGAAGAUAUCAGACAGUUUGGACCUGUCCUGAACUUUGAGACAGAAAAAGACAAACAGUUUAACAAAGAUGUCUGCCACAAGUUUGCAAAGCAGAAGAUUAUGCAACAUAACUUUGCCAAUGGAUCAUGGAUUAACAGCAACAGACAAGGAGAGUAUUCUGGACCAGGAAUUGCAGAAUUUAUCAAAUCCAACUAUGAUAAAGAUAAAACUUUUUACAAUCUAUUUCUUAGAGAAUCUCAAGUACUCACAGACAACAAUGACACUAGCAACAUAACUACUUUAAAGGAUAAUUUCUUUUCUGCUUUUGUUAUUAAGAACAGUAUUGGCACAACUCUCAGCAUUGGACUGAUUUCUGACUCAAUGACUACUUUUCUUUGA